Molecule: messenger RNA, 5648 nt
Organism: Echinops telfairi (small Madagascar hedgehog)
Lineage: Eukaryota; Metazoa; Chordata; Mammalia; Afrosoricida; Tenrecidae
Gene: MYOM1
Product: myomesin 1
Exons: 38
Coding region: 168-5153 (1661 amino acids)
Molecular function (GO): protein binding
Source: RefSeq, a predicted model, not a curated record
AUUUUUGAACUGGCCCCUGGGGUCCUGUCUUAGCUGCCUUUUAACUUGCUCUUGGAUUCAACCUGGGGGAUUCUUCCCUCCUCCAGCAGCCUCACAGCCCCAUCGGAACAUUCGCAUCACCAGGACUACUGGGGAAACCGGUUGCCUGUUCACUCAAGGGGCACACGAUGGCUUUGCCGUUCUACCAGAAGUUCCACGAGCACUAUGAUCGAAGUUAUCGCAACAAGGACCUCCACACCACCAUGAGCCAGUACCAGCAGGAGAAGAAGCGCUCUGCCAUCUACACCCAGGGCUCCACCGCCUAUAGCAGCCGCUCCUCGGCCGCCCACCGCCAGGAAUCCGAGGCCUUCAGCCAGGCUUCCUCCGCCUCCGCCUACCAGCAUCAGGGUUCUCGGGCGUACAGUUUGGGAGCCACAGAACACUCCCUUGGGUCUGAAGUCAGUCGGAAGGUGGCCUCGGCCUACGAUUAUGGACUUACAGAUUCCAGUCUGCUGUUAGAAGAUUAUUCAUCGAAGCUCAGUCCCAAAACAAAGAGAGCCAGGAAGAGCCUGCUUUCUGGAGAAGAGAAGGAGAAUUUGCCCAGCGACUACAUGGUGCCCAUUUUCUCAGGACGCCAAGUACAUGUCAGUGGGAUUACAGAUACGGAAGAAGAAAGAGUUAAAGAAGCGGCUGCCUACAUAGCCCAGCGGAAUCUUCUGGCCAGUGAAGAAGAGCUCUCGACGUCCAAACAGUCGACAGCAUCCAAGCGAUCCGUGGUCUCCAAACAGGCCACGUCCGAGAUUCAACAGGAGGAGACUUUUGAGAAGAAGUCCCGGAAAGUUGCCAUUCGAGAAAAGGCAGAACGGCUGGCGCUGAGGAAAACAAUAGAAGAAACCGAGGCCUACCAUCGAAAGUUGAAUGAAGAUAGCCUGCUUCAUGCUCCGGAGUUCAUCAUCAAGCUGCGUUCGCACACAGUGUGGGAGAAAGAGAGUGUGAAGCUGCACUGCUCCGUCGCAGGCUGGCCAGAGCCUCGAGUCACGUGGUAUAAAAACCAGGUUCCCAUAAAUGUCCACACAAAUCCUGGAAAAUAUAUUAUUGAAAGUCGAUAUGGAAUGCACACGCUGGAGAUUAAUGCAUGUGAUUUCGAAGACACAGCUCAGUACCGGGCCUCCGCAAUGAACGUCAAAGGGGAGCUGUCAGCAUAUGCUUCCGUUGUCGUCAAGAGAUAUAAAGGAGAGUUUGAUGAGACUUGCUUCCAUGCUGGGGCUUCCACCCUGCCCCUCAGCUUUGCUGUUACUCCUCAUGGUUAUGCCUCCAAGUUUGAGAUCCACUUUGAUGACAAGUUUGAUGUGUCCUUUGGGAGAGAAGGCGAGACCAUGAGUCUCGGUUGCCGUGUAGUCAUCACUCCUGAAAUUAAACAUUUCCAGCCAGAGAUUCAGUGGUACCGAAACGGAGCACCUGUUUCACCGUCCAAGUGGGUGCAGACCCACUGGAGUGGAGAACGCGCCACACUGACCUUUUCUCACCUCAACAAAGAAGAUGAAGGCCUCUAUACGAUCCGCGUGCGGAUGGGAGAAUAUUACGAACAGUACAGCGCGUAUGUCUUUGUUCGAGAUGCCGAUGCCGAGAUUAAAGGCGCACCAGCUUCCCCCUUGGAUGUGGUAUGCUUAGAUGCCAACAAAGAUUACAUCAUCAUCUCUUGGAAGCAGCCAGCCGUUGACGGAGGGAGUCCUAUUCUGGGAUAUUUUAUAGAUAAAUGUGAAGUGGGCACAGACACCUGGUCUCAGUGCAACGACACACCCGUGAAGUUUGCCCGGUUCCCUGUCACGGGGCUGAUCGAAGGCCGCUCCUAUAUAUUCCGCGUCCGAGCUGUGAAUACGAACGGAAUCGGUCUACCUUCCCGAGUAUCGGAGCCUGUGGCUGCCCUGGAUCCAGCUGAAAAGGCUAAACUCAAAACUCGCCCUUCAGCACCCUGGACUGGCCAAAUCAUUGUCACCGAAGAGGAACCUACAGAGGGAAUUAUUCCUGGGCCCCCCACAGACCUCUCUGUAACUGAGGCCACCCAGAGCUAUGUGGUGCUUAGCUGGAAGCCCCCUGGCCAGCGUGGCCACGAGGGCAUCAUGUACUUUGUGGAAAAGUGCGAAGCGGACACACACAACUGGCAGCGGGUCAACACAGAGCUCCCGGUGAAGUCGCCCCGCUUCGCGCUCUUCGACUUGACCGAAGGCAAAUCCUACAGCUUCCGCGUCCGCUGCGCCAAUUCGGCCGGAGUUGGGGAGCCGUCGGAAGCGACCGCAGUGACUGUGGUAGGGGACAAGCUUGAUAUUCCCAAGGCUCCCAGCAAAAUCAUCCCAAGCAGAAACACAGACACCUCCGUGGUAGUUAGUUGGGAAGAACCCAGAGACGUGAAGGAGCUGGUGGGGUACUACAUCGAGGGCAGCGUGGUGGGCUCGGGCGCGUGGGAGCCCUGCAACAACAACCCGGUGAAGGGCUCACGAUUUACUUGUCAUGGCUUGGUGACUGGUCAGAAAUACAUUUUCCGAGUCAGAGCAGUGAAUGCAGCUGGACUCAGUGACUAUUCGCAGGAUUCAGAAGCCAUUGAAGUAAAAGCGGCUAUUGGGGGAGGCGUGUCUCAAGAAGUGUGUCCAGAACUGAGUGACAUACCUGGCGGACUAACAGACUUCCGGAGAGGCAUGCAUGAAGCCUCUCAGCCAACCUCUAAGAAAGAUGCUUUGCUUAGUAGCAAACUUAACAAGCCUACACAGCCCACUAGCUCUCCCAGACAGAAGGGCAAAAGUGAAGUGAGUACAGUAAGUGAGCCCGUUCAGGAAGAGCCCGCCCCACCGCCACAGAAAGCAGCUUCUAAGGUGAAAAGUAAGUCUGACCCUCCGAAAACAAAGAAGGACCGAGCGGCACCAUCUCCACCCUGUGAUAUCACUUGUCUUGAAAGUUUUCGUGACUCGAUGGUUCUUGGUUGGAAGCAUCCAGAUAAGAUUGGAGGGGCAGAAAUUACUGGCUAUUAUGUGAACUAUCGUGAAGUAAUUGGCGGGGUGCCAGGAAAAUGGAGAGAAGCCAAUAUUAAGGCUGUCAGUGACCAGGCAUACAAGAUUAGCAAUUUGAAGGAGAACAUGGUGUAUCAGUUCCAAGUGGCUGCCAUGAAUAUGGCUGGACUAGGAGAAUUCUCAGCAGCAAGUGAAUCCUUUACUUGUGAAGAGUGGACAAUUGCUGUUCCAGGACCUCCUCAAAAUCUCAAGUACAGUGAAGUGCGGAAGAACUCCCUGGUGCUCCAGUGGAAGCCUCCCAUCCACUCUGGGCGGACACCAGUGACUGGUUACUUUGUGGACUUGAAGGAGGCCAAUGCCAAAGAUGACAAAUGGCGAGGACUCAAUGAGGCAGCUACCAAAAACAAGUACCUGAAGGUGCAAGGCCUCAAGGAGGGUGGCAGCUACGUCUUCCGUGUCCGUGCCAUAAACCAGGCAGGUGUCGGGAAGCCGUCUGAACUUGCUGGGCCUGUGGUGGCACAAACCCUUCCAGGAACCAAAGAGAUUGUUGUGAGUGUGGACGACGAUGGAGUCAUUUCUUUGAACUUUGAGUGUGAUAAGAUGUCACCAAAUUCUGAGUUCACCUGGUCCAAGGAUUAUGUAUCAAUUGAGGAUUCUGCACGGCUAGUAGCUGAAAGUAAAGGCAACAAGACAAAAAUGACGUUUAAAGACCUUGGGAUGGAAGACUUGGGAAUUUACUCCUGUGAUGUAACAGGCACUGAUGGAAUAGCUGCGAGCUACUUAAUAGAUGAGGGAGAGGUGAAACGCUUACUUGCUCUCAGCCAGGAACACAAAUUUCCAACUGUUCCAGUUAAAUCAGAGUUGGCAGUUGAAAUUUUGGAGAAGGGGCAGGUCCGGUUUUGGAUGCAGGCAGAGAAGUUGUCUGGCAAUGCUAAAGUUAACUACAUAUUUAAUGAGAAGGAAAUCUUUGAAGGGCCGAAAUAUAAGAUGCAUAUUGACCGAAACACUGGUAUCAUUGAAAUGUUCAUGGAGAAGCUACAGGAUGAGGAUGAGGGGACGUACACGUUUCAGCUUCAAGAUGGAAAAGCAACUGGCCACUCCACUCUGGUCCUCAUUGGAGAUGUUUAUAGAAAGCUCCAGAAAGAAGCUGAAUUCCAGCGGCAAGAAUGGAUCAGGAAACAAGGUCCACAUUUUGCUGAGUAUUUGAGCUGGGAAGUAACUGGGGAAUGUAACGUACUAUUGAAAUGCAAGGUGGCAAAUAUUAAGAAGGAAACGCAUGUUGUGUGGUACAAAGAUGAGAGAGAGAUAUCAGUGGAUGAGAAACAUGAUUUUAAGGAUGGUAUAUGUACCCUGCUUAUAACAGAGUUUUCAAAGAAAGAUGCUGGAUUUUAUGAAGUGAUCCUGAAAGAUGACCGAGGGAAAGAUAAGAGCAGAUUAAAGCUUGUGGAUGAAGCCUUUAAAGAGCUGAUGACUGAAGUAUGUAAAGUAAUCGCUUUGUCAGCUACAGACCUGAAAAUCCAGAGCACCGCGGAGGGGAUACGGCUCUACUCCUUCGUGACUUACUACUUGGAUGAUUUGAAAGUCAACUGGUCCCACAACGGAACUGCUAUUAAGUACACCGACAGAGUGAAGAGUGGGGUCACCGGGGAACAGAUCUGGUUACAGAUCAACGAGCCCACCCCCAACGACAAAGGGAAAUAUGUAAUGGAGCUCUUUGAUGGCAAAACUGGACACCAGAAGACAGUCGAUCUCUCUGGUCAAGCAUAUGACGAAGCCCUUGCUGAAUUCCAGAGGUUAAAGCAGGCUGCCGUUGCCGAAAAAAAUCGGGCCCGGGUGCUGGGCGGCCUCCCAGAUGUGGUCACCAUUCAGGAGGGAAAGGCCCUCAACCUCACUUGCAACGUGUGGGGUGACCCCGCUCCAGAGAUCUCCUGGAUGAAGAAUGAGAAGGCUCUGGCCUCGGACGACCACUGCAACCUCAAAUUCGAGGGAGGAAAGAAGGCUUUCUUCACCAUCACGGGGGUGAGCUCCGCCGACUCAGGCAAGUACGGCCUGGUGGUGAAGAACAAGUUCGGCUCCGAGACCAGCGACUUCACCAUCAGUGUGUUCAUCCCGGAGGAGGAGGCCAGGAAGGCGGUUUCCGAGCCCCAAAAAGGAAAGAAGAAGUCCAAGUGACUGUGGUCAUGUGGGUGAUGUCCCAGGAGAACCGAUGCUUUGUGCUGCCUGUGUGGAGGGUUUGAGUUAAAUCGAAGAAGGCCUUUGUAGUUUCUACUUUCUUUUUGUGCUGUAUGUGGGGGGAAUUGUUGAAUCUUUCAUUCUUAUAUAUAUGAAUGGUACCAACAAAUGACAUUUUAAUAGUUUUUUCUUUAUCUACAAAUUAUGCAAAAAAAAAAUGCCAUUGGUAGCAAACACAUUAGAAAUGGUUUUAAGGAAGAGACCAGAAUGAAGAUGGAAGGGUGUGGAAGGAUGAUCAGAGAACAGAAGAAUGUAUUGUGGAGUUAAGUUUGGAUUUAGUUGGAGCUUUACCAGUAAAUUCUCAUGGAUUGCAAUUUUACUUAUCAAAUCAGAGACAAAUGGUUAAGCCAGCCAAUUUAUCCCGUGUGUUGUUACAGUGUAACUGGAAACCUUCUUGGUCUAAAUAAAGAGGUCACACUCCUUUUCUCCUCACCA